Sinocyclocheilus grahami is the source of this 1597-nucleotide messenger RNA. Its product is annotated as gastrula zinc finger protein XlCGF57.1-like. The record is from RefSeq and is a predicted model, not a curated record. Gene Ontology annotation, biological process: regulation of gene expression. The transcript has a single exon. Bases 2 to 1183 code for a protein of 393 amino acids. Gene Ontology annotation, cellular component: nucleus. NCBI's taxonomy places the organism in Eukaryota, Metazoa, Chordata, Actinopteri, Cypriniformes, Cyprinidae.
GAUGGUGCUGAAAAAGGAGAGUGAAGUACUAGAUGAAAUGCAAGAAGAUCAGUAUAAGAAAGAGCAUGAUUUCAUAACUGGACAAAAAUCAAUUAGUUGCACUCAGACUUCCACAAAAAAAAGAGCUAAAAAGACUGGAACUAGAGAUCAUUACACCUGCCAGCACUGUGGAAAGAUUUUCAAUCAGCAUGGAAACUUUAAAGUCCACAUGAGAGUUCACACUGGAGAGAAGCCUUAUACAUGUCAACAGUGUGGAAAGAGUUUCGAUCAACAAGGAAACCUUAAAGUCCACUUGAGGACUCACACUGGGGAGAAGCCUUAUACAUGCAAACAAUGUGGAAAACAUUUCAAUGAACAUGGAAACCUUAAAGUCCACUUGAGGAUUCACAGUGGAGAGAAGCCUUUCACCUGCCAACAGUGUGGAAAAUGUUUCACUAAAAGAGGAACCCUCAAAAGCCACAUGAAUAUCCACACAGGCGAGAAGCCUUACACAUGCCCCUUGUGUGGAAACCGUUUCAGUCAACAAGGAAGUAUUAACAGGCACAUGAGAACUCACACUGGAGAGAAGCCAUACAUCUGCAAACUGUGUGGAAGGAGCUUUACAACAAAACCAAACCUUAGGUAUCACAUGAACAGUCACACUGGUGAGAAGCCAUUUACAUGUGAUCAGUGUGGAAAGAAUUUCAGACAUAAAGGAACCAUUAAAAAGCACAUGAUUAUUCACUCAAGAGCUCUCCCUCUCAGUUUUAUAUGUCAUCAGUGUAGAAUGAGUUUUACAGACAGUAAUCACCUUAAAAAUCAUGUCAAAUCUCACACUGGAGAGAAGCCUUUCAUGUGCAAUGACUGUGGAAAGACUUGCUCAAACAAGACAAAUCUAAAGAUUCACAUGAGAAUUCAUACUGGAGAGAAGGCUUUCACCUGUCCUCAGUGUGGAAAGAGUUUCAGAUUUAGAGGAAACCUUCGGACUCACAUGAGAGUUCACAGUGGAGAAAAGCCUUACACCUGCCUUCCAUGUGGAAAGAGUUUCACACUUAAAGGAAACCUUAACAUUCACAUGAGGCUUCACACUGGAGAGAGACAUUUCACAUGCCACGAGUGUGACAUGAGUUUCAAAUAUCAGAGAAACUUGAAAGAUCAUUUGCAAACUCAUUCUGGAAAGACACUGACAUGUUCUUCAGCAUGACAAGUUUUGAAAAAGGAGCAAUUAAAAAAAAAAAAAAAAAAAAUCACCUGCACAUUCACUCUGGAAGAAGGUGACAUAAUUUCUAAUAAUUUUGCCAUCACACAAAUACACCUGGAAAAAGUCGUGUAUGUGUGAGACCCUAUGUGUUCUUUGUCCAGAAAUCGUUUUAAAUAGCUCUGCAGUAUAAAAUGGCACCAGAAAUAGAGUUGUCCACUAAAAUUUUGGUGACUGAAAUAGCAAAAAUAAUUUGACUGAAACGGUGAUGUUUCAUGGGCUUUCAAGCUACGUUCACACUGCAAGCCUUAAGCCCGAGACAUACUGAACGAUUUUAGCAAUCCUAUAAGAUUAUUGCAUGUCACACUGCAACAUUGGUCUUAUCACGCAGCAUACCCGGUUUAAAAAAGUCGCCACACA